This is a messenger RNA of Trematosphaeria pertusa, 2000 nucleotides long. RefSeq lists its product as uncharacterized. The transcript is spliced from 3 exons. NCBI's taxonomy places the organism in Eukaryota, Fungi, Ascomycota, Dothideomycetes, Pleosporales, Trematosphaeriaceae. The record is from RefSeq and is a predicted model, not a curated record. Gene Ontology annotation, molecular function: acyltransferase activity, transferring groups other than amino-acyl groups. Gene Ontology annotation, biological process: polysaccharide biosynthetic process. Bases 321 to 1652 code for a protein of 443 amino acids. Gene Ontology annotation, cellular component: membrane.
UGACGGCCCACUCGGGGACAUUCCCCAUUAUAAGCUCAUGAAUCUCCUCGAAAUCCGCGCUGUACUCUAAUAUCGCGGCCUCCUACUCCCCACCACGCCUCCCCGCCGCCCUCGUUCGCUGCCAAUCCGCCCGGGACACCUCGCGCCGGCUUCUCUGAGCAUCCUGGUUGCGGCCGGAUAUACGCCCACUUCCAUGGUGGUCGUCGUCUGGACAGUUUGAACCGGGCAAUGCCAAUGUCCACGCUCAUUUAACGUUUGGAUUCUGUAUUUCUCCUUCGCAGCCCUGAUCUUAAUCCUACCACCAUCCCUCGGUCUUCAAUAUGCCACCCCGCGACGCUAACUGGAUCGAUGGCCUCCGUGGCAUCGCCUCGUUCAUGGUGGUAUGCGGCCACCUGUGCACUGCGCUCGUGCCCUGGUUGCACUCCCCCGCCCACGACCCUAAAUCGGCGCCGCACCUGUUUCAACUACCCUUUUUCCGCCUCGCCGUCGGAGGUCGAAGCGCCGUGGCAGUCUUUCUGCUCAUAACGGGAUAUGUGAACUCGAUCGGACCUAUUGGCAAGUCGCGGGCCGGGAACACAGACGCCGCCUUCAAUGGCAUUGCCCGAAGUGCGCUCGCUCGCUCAGGCCGCCUCGUUCUCCCCACCAUGAUUGCGACGUUCAUUACAUGGUUUCUUGCCAAUAUCAACGCCUACCAUAUGACCAAACACGUCGACUCAACAUGGAUUCGCCAGGGCUGGCAUCGGCAGGAGCCGACGCUAUGGGCCGCCUUCAAGUCUCUUGUGAAAGCCGAGGUUGAGACGUGGACAAUCGGCUGGAACGACUACGACGGAACACAAUGGACGUUACACCUAUUUUUGGAAGGCGCUAUGAUGGUAUACAUUACAAUGUUCGCCACCGUCCUGGUGAGGCCGAAGGCGAGGCUGAUAGUAUAUGCCGUGCUUUACAUAUAUUUUUGGCAACUGGGCGAGGGACUGGCCGUGGGUGCUCUCAAAGGCCUGAAUAUCACCAUGGGCAUGUUCGUCGCUGAACUUCAUAACCACUACAAGGACUCGGCAACUUCGCUUCUCCCCUCGCCUGUCCCCGCCUUGAUGAUAAUCGCAGGAAUGUUCAUGGCCGGAUACCCACAAGAUUCUCCACAGAAUGCCCACUGGUCGCACGUAAUGCAGAAAUUCAUGAAAACAAUCACAUGUCAAAACACUGACGUUCGACGAUACUGGGACCACUUUGGAGCGUCGACCGUCCUCCUCGGUGUCUUCUUUUCGCGCAACGCUCGACGGGUCCUCACUUCACCGGUCUUCAAUUUCCUGGGGCGUGUCAGUUUCCCAGUGUAUCUACUUCACAAUACUUUCAUCAAAUCAGUCCUCACCUGGAUGAUCUACCUUCCGUCCGCGAUGAACCCGCCGAGGAACGAGAAAGGAGAGCAAAUGGACUUGCAGCGCGGCACGACAACCCACGUCUUAAUCGCCAUCGUUGUGUUCUACUACGUCUUAUACCGCACCGCUGCAUUUUGGAUUUCCCACGUCGAUCCGAUAUGCGCCAAGGUCGUCAACGCAGCAACGAGCUGGGCAUACGGCGAACAGCAGUCAGGAGGCGGCCGACCCAUUCUUCGCAAUGGCCACGUCGAGAAGCCUAAGACGGUACUGCCCGCAUAAUUGUCCCGGUUCCAACAUUCCGAUUCAUCCGAUUUGGACUAUGUCUUGGACCCCUCGACCUCCAAGCAUUCCUUCGUGUAUUCAUUAGAGCAGGAGCCCCGAGUUUGUCUCGUGCCGCAACGUAUUAUUUUCAAGUGCAUAGUCUGGAGCGUAGCGGCGAGUGAUUUGAGGUCGAUAUACCCCGAAUUUAUUUUUUGGUUGAAAAAAGCAGCGUUGGAGUGUUCGCGGAUGGGGAGUUGGUAAGAGGGCUGAGUAUUCUUAUGCGGAGGUGAGGAUCUCCAGAGAAGAUGUUGUAUGAAAAGAAAAUAUAGCAAUGAGCAAUGUAAUCGAAUCUUCAAAUGGGGUUGG